Messenger RNA from Setaria italica (foxtail millet), 2152 nucleotides. RefSeq names its product cysteine-rich receptor-like protein kinase 10. Gene Ontology annotation, molecular function: ATP binding; protein kinase activity. The record is from RefSeq and is a predicted model, not a curated record. The coding region runs from base 59 to 2029 and encodes 656 amino acids. Gene Ontology annotation, biological process: protein phosphorylation. NCBI's taxonomy places the organism in Eukaryota, Viridiplantae, Streptophyta, Magnoliopsida, Poales, Poaceae. The transcript is spliced from 8 exons.
CUGGGCUGAAGGGAAAAGGAAAAAGAAACACGUUACACGUGAGGUUAGCCUAGCCGUCAUGAACGUCGUUGCCGGCGUCCUGCUCCUUGUUCUCGGCGGCCUCACCCCAUCGCCGGCGGCCGCCGAUGUCUGCGACAACAUUAAACAAGUCGCCGCCACCCUCCCGAAGAACACCUCCUCUUCCCCCUUGCACUUCGCCACCACCACCUUCGGCCAAGCGCCCGACGUCGUCUACGCGCUCGCGCUCUGCCGCGGCGACGUCCUCAACGACACCGCCUGCGGCGAGUGCGUCGCCGACACGUUCGGCAAAAUCAACUCGACGCUGCCGCCGCAGCAGAAGUGCUACACGGCCGUCUCCUAUUUCGGCGGCGUCUGCAUCCUCGUGUACAAUGUCGACGACUUCCUCGCGCCCUCCAACACCACGGCAGCGAACGGCGACGACGCGCCAUUCACGCUAUGGAACGUCAAGAACUUCACCGGCGACGCCGACGAUGUCCGGCUCACCGUCGGCCUUAUCCACGAACUGCUAGUAGAGACGGUACAAAGGGCGGCCAGCGCAGCGCCGAGGCGGUUCGCCACGGGCGUCGUCGACACUGGCACGACGUUUCCGCCGGUGUACUCCCUGGCGCAGUGCACGCCGGACCUGUCCGCCGGCGACUGCCAGGCGUGCCUCCAGCGUCUCCUCGGCACGGUCAACUCCACUAUGGCCCUGCGGAUGGGUGGGCAGGUCCAUGUCAUACGGUGUUAUUUCAGGUAUGAGACGUAUCUGUUCUACGAGAGCCAACCCAUGCUUCGCCUUGGGCCGUCAUCGGCGCAGGCACCAGCUCCGACUCCGACUACAGAAGGGAAACACAAGAGGCAUAUGAGCAAGCUGUGGGCAAUUCCGAUUGCUGUAGUUCCUCUAGCGGUAGCAGCGUUUCUCUGCUUCAUCUUCUGCUCGCCUUGGUUCAGAAGGUACAGGAAAGGCAAAGCGAUGAGGUUACAAGCAGGAUCAAGGCGUACUCAGGACUUGGACGGAGAUGAAGAACUAGUUUGGGAUGGGAAGAACUCAGAGUUCUCGGUCUUCGACUUUGAGCAGGUGCUGGAGGCAACAAAUCAUUUUUCAGAAGAAAACAAACUUGGACAAGGUGGCUUUGGCGCUGUCUACAAGGGUCAGUUUGCUAACGGAUCGGAGGUAGCAGUCAAGAGACUCGCUUCACAUUCAGGGCAAGGUUUCACAGAGUUCAAAAAUGAAGUCCAGCUCAUAGCCAAACUCCAACACAGGAAUUUGGUUAGGCUCCUGGGAUGUUGCUCCCAAGAACAUGAGAAAAUAUUGGUCUAUGAAUACUUGCCAAACAAAAGCUUGGAUUUCUUCAUCUUUGAUGAAAAUAAAAGACUUUUACUGGAUUGGCCCAAACUUCUAGCAAUAGUUGAGGGAACAGCACAUGGGCUUCUUUACCUACAUAAACAUUCUCGGUUGCGUGUCAUACAUCGAGAUCUUAAGCCAAGCAACAUUCUCCUGGACAGCGAGAUGAAUCCAAAAAUUUCAGAUUUUGGGCUAGCAAAAAUAUUCAGCUCAAAUAACACUCAAGCAAACACUACAAGAAGAGUGGUUGGUACAUAUGGCUACAUGGCUCCUGAGUAUGCUUCGGAGGGCAUUUUCUCUAUCAAGUCUGAUGUAUUCAGCUUUGGUGUUCUUGUUCUUGAGAUCCUUAGCGGAAAACGGAAUUCUGGUAGCAAUCAAUGUGGCGAUUUCAUCAAUCUCAUUGGAUAUGCAUGGCAAUUAUGGGAAGAGAAAAAGUGGAUUGAUCUUAUUGAUGCAUCUUUGGUUCCCAAGAGUCACUCGGCAGAAAUGAUGCGGUGCGUUAACAUUGCAUUAUUGUGUGUUCAAGAGAAUGCGGAUGAUCGACCAACCAUGGCAGAUGUUGUUUCAAUGCUAAACAGUGAGACUACCAUCCUGGGCGAGCCUAGGCAGCCAGCAUAUUAUAAUGUCAGGGUGGGAAAUGAAGAGACAGCCACCACUCACUCAUAUACAGUAUCAAUGAUGUGAUUAUAUCUGCCACCAAUGGCAAUCCUAGACUUUUUAUCCUUCUGGCAUGUGGUUUUUACUAACGACAGUAACUAUUGUAUAAUGCAUUGUUUCUUUUUCCUAUGGCAAGUGGUGUUUCAAUUA